This is a messenger RNA of Anguilla rostrata (American eel), 1763 nucleotides long. RefSeq names its product DAP3 binding cell death enhancer 1 (gene dele1). The coding region runs from base 189 to 1763 and encodes 524 amino acids. Gene Ontology annotation, cellular component: mitochondrion. Gene Ontology annotation, biological process: extrinsic apoptotic signaling pathway via death domain receptors. The transcript is spliced from 12 exons. The record is from RefSeq and is a predicted model, not a curated record. NCBI's taxonomy places the organism in Eukaryota, Metazoa, Chordata, Actinopteri, Anguilliformes, Anguillidae. Gene Ontology annotation, molecular function: protein binding.
GACAUCUCGUGACCUAUGGAUUGAUCUCGUUUCACGGAAGCGGCUAGUGCGGGAGCGGAGCUGUCUGACGAAACCGCAAUGGAGCCCGGUUGAAUGUGGUAGCGAAUUUAGCGAGAUAUGGACCAUUUUAGUGUAGUUUAAUUUAACUUACUUGAUGCCCAAAACCAAAAGCCCGAGCACUAAACAAUAUGUGGAGAAUACAAGGGCUCGUAUGCAGAGUUCUGAGCCGCUACCACGCCAACGCACCUCUGCGCAUCACCCAGGGUCACCACCACGUUGAGGAUGACGUUCGCGGCAGCUCCACGGUUCUGUCCACCGGUCUGCUUCCGCCAGACAGCAGCUCACAGGCUGGAGGAAAUGGGGAGAGGCAGAGGAGGAAAAGAACUUCGCAGUUCUGCCACUCUGGUCUGCCCCGUUACACCGCCCUGGAUGCUGUGGGAUGGGGUGUGGCUGCCAUGCUCCUCAUGCAGAUCUGCAGGAGGAUCCACUCCCAGUUCUCCUCUGUGAGCGAGGCGAAUCCCUCCCCAGGACUGCACAGGGAGGCGAACCUGCUGCGGAGGUGUGGCUACAGAGUUCUGCAGGAGAUCUUGUGCCGAGAGGACGUCCUGCCCCGAGGGAUUCCUGUGAAUUGCCUUGGGAGCGUGAAGGCCAUCCAGGGCAGCAGCAGUGGCAGUGCUGUUGGCCACGCCCACUUGACAGAAGACUCCACCCCCUCUCACACAGAGAAUGAGUCUUUGAGCAAUGACUCUGCCCAAUCAGGGGAGACCCUGUCCUCUUCAGAAUGUGAUCCCAAAGACACCAGUCCCUCUCAAAACCCCAAAGAUAAAGCUAAGAAUCCUCUCUGCCCGGAGGACGAGGAGCUGUCAGGUGCAGCAAACAACCUGAAGCAAACUGCAGAUUCCAGUGUGCCUGUCAUUCUGAAUAUUAUCGGCAUAGAGAACGCUAAGAGCGGAGACUACCAGGCGGCUUUCUCCUGCUUCCUGGCUUCUGCCCAGCACGGUUACAGCAAAGCGCAGUUCAACGUGGGAGUCUGCUACGAGAAGGGAAGAGGAGUCCGGACAGACAAGGACAAGGCCGCCCAGUUCUAUCAUCAGGCUGCAACGGGUGGACACAGUCAGGCCAUGUACCGUUACGCCAAGUACCUCCUGACCUCUAGGGGUCAGCAGAGCGCAGAGGAUACGCACACGGCCAUCGGGCUGCUAGAGGGCGCUGCAGCCUCUGGAGUGAGAGAGGCCCAGGCUUACCUGGGGGUCCUGUAUUCCCAGGAGUCUCUGAGAGACGAACAGAAAGCCGUCGCCUACCUGAGAAUGGCGGCAGAGAACAGGGACUCGCUCAGCCAGCUGUACCUGGGUCAGUGUUACGAGUGGGGCUUCGGGGUGCAGCAGUGCUUCAGGACUGCUGUGGAUCUGUAUCAACAGGGGCACGGGACCCGCAGGCUCCGACAUCCUUCGACCCUCUAUCUACAGGUGGUGUACAUGCCUCUGUGCAGCAGAGCCCCUGAGGAUGCUGCCCUGCGCUCGAUCCGCUCCGCCCCGUGCUUCUCCGUGGGCGACGCCCUCCAGCUCCGCCUCCACCCCGCCCUCUCCAACCUGGAGUCCGGCCCCCCUUUUCAGCCCCUCCCCCACUCCUGGAGCACGGGCAGCUUCUUGGCACAGUCCCUCCCCAGCAGCGGCGGCGGCCUUCUCUCCGAGGGGGAGAGGACAGGGGGGAGCCCGCUGCUGCCCAAUUCUCGCCCCUGUAGGUGGACAAUAGGAUUCGGUUAG